This is a messenger RNA of Hydra vulgaris (swiftwater hydra), 1301 nucleotides long. The record is from RefSeq and is a predicted model, not a curated record. Lineage: Eukaryota; Metazoa; Cnidaria; Hydrozoa; Anthoathecata; Hydridae.
GAAACUAUGAUUUUACAAGUCGUCGUUGUCAUAGCCGUUUUAAUUAAAAUAUCGUUACGAAAAUUACUAUGAAAACGUCACUUUAUGUAAUUUUGUAUAGUUCUGUAUAUUUUUCUGUAUGAUUUUUUUUUGUACAAAAAUCCUUAAUGUUUUGAAGUAAAAAUCUCAUUCGGUGCAACGAUACAACAAAGAAAUGAAGUUGAAAACCUUUAUUUUUUAAAUAAAUAUGAUAAAAUUAUCCCAGGUUCGUAACCAGUUACUUAUUUUUAAUUCUGAUAACACAAUAAACGAUGAAGAGCUGUUACUACUUUACGACGUUAAUAAAUCAAAUAACUUAAAUUUGUCCUACCAAAGUUAUCCAAGAUUUAAUUUAGACAACAUGUCAGUGGAUGAAGCAAAAAGCGAAUUUCGUUUUUUAUCAACAGAUAUUUACGAAAUGAUUGAUCUUCUUAACAUUCCCGAGAAGAUAACGUGUUAUAAUGGCAUCACCAUUUCAGCUGACGAAGCCUUUUGUAUUUUUUUAAAACGUUUUGCUUACCCCUGCAGGUAUCAAGGUAUGAUUCCACGAUUUUCAAGACCAGUACCACAAUUAUUUAUGAUUUCAAACCAUAUUAUGAAUUUAUUGUUUGCACAAUGGGGCCAUUUGCUUACCAACUUAAAUCAGGGAUGGUUAGAUACUCAGCAUCUAGAAAUGUUUGCCUCUGCUAUUCAUGCUAAAGGAGCUCCUCUUACAAACUGCUGGGGGUUUAUUGAUGAAUUUAAGACCAAUAAGUUGUCCUAGAGAGCACCAAAGAAUACUUUACAAUGGACAUAAAAGGUGUCACGGAAUAAAGUUCCAAUCACUAGUUGCACCCAAUGGCUUAAUUGCCAAUCUAUAUGGUCCUGUGGAAGGAAAAAGACAUGAUAGCGGUAUGCUUGCCGAUUCAAAUUUACUAAAUAAAUUAGCAGUUUGUUCUUUCAAUAGCAAUAGAGAACCUUUGUGUGUUUAUGGAGACCCUGCAUACCCCCAUAGAGUUAAUUUACAAUAUGGGUUUAAAGGAGCUAACAUAUCCCCUGAGCAGCUUAUUUGGAACAAAAAUAUGAGUAAAGUUCGUGUUGCUGUUGAGUGGGUAUUUGGAGAUAUUGUUAACUAUUUUAAAUUUUUAGACUUUAAAAAGAAUCUUAAAGUGGGACUUAGUCCAGUUUCUAAAAUGUAUUUGGUUUGUGCAUUAAUGCACAAUGCACGUGUUUGCCUAUAUGGUUCAACAACAACAACAUAUUUUGAUUGCCAACCACCAUCGCUUUCAAACUACUUUAAAUAA